CGUCCGACACGGGGCUGGACCACGAGGGCUGAAACCACCUUACUGCCUCAAUCCGGACUCCCUCCUCCCAACCCAACCUGCCCCUUGCUCCUUAACCCGCCCAGCCCACCACCAGUACCAGCACCCCUCCUCCACUCUCAGCUCAGUCACUCACACACACUCUCUUUGCUCUCUCCUGCUGUGUGCCAGUCCCUCUCUCCCCUUUCACUUCAUCAAAGUGGCCACAGCUCCUCUCUUUUCUCUUGUCCUCUCUACAUCCCUCCAGCACUCUCUUUCUUCGCGGCUCUGCCCAUUCGCCUCUACAAGUUAAACGGAUCUCAGGCUGCUACUCUCCCAAACUCCCUCUGAAGACUUUAUUUGUACCUCUUUUGUUCUUCCUGCGGUCCUUCACCUUCCCCUCCGGAGAGGCCGGUUGGUGUGUGUCUGGCGUGUGCUCUUUGCCCAGAGGGAGUCCCUAAAGGUUGUGACUGGAGGAGAAAAGUUUUCAGCACAAUGAAUGUUCAGCUGCUGCUCCUGUUGGCCCUGGCUGUCCCUUUCUGUGCCUUCACACAUGCAAGCCCCACAGAGAUCCCUGAAGAACUUGAUGUUGGGACUGUAGCAGAAACCGUACCGGAAGUCACAGAGGCUCCUAAAGUGGACUUUACUAUCAUCACUGGUCCUCCUGCAACCGAGCCAGCGGUGGCCCCAGAAGAAGUCGCAACAGAAGAAGUUCCUGCAACAGAAGAAGUCGCUGCGACAGAAGAUGUCGCUUCAACAGAAGUCGUCACCGAGGCGGCGCUUCCUGCCAUUACAGUCAAUACUGAAGAGGGCGUCGUUGAAACAGAAGCCGCUGCUACUGAGGCACCAGAACCCAUUAUCACUGAUGCUCCUGUAGUGGACACCGCAGACCCCACGGAGACGGCACCGGUUGAGGUCCAAACCAUGGGAGCUGCCAAGGGAGACGUGGUCAUUGAAGACAAUCUAGAGGAGGGCCUGAGUUCUGGCCAGGUCGUCGGCAUCGUGAUUGGCGCUCUGCUGGCCAUGGUCAUCGUCAUCGCCGUGGUGAUUGCUGUGGUGAGGAGAAUGGGAAAAUACUCCCCUUGAAGAAAAAGUCGUCCAAGCAGCAGGAGCGCCCAAAGUUCUGGCAAAUCUGAACUACUGAACUGUGAUGUCAUUCGCGACUAUUAAAACAAGCACGAUACCAGAACUAAACUAAUCUAUCCAGGACUCUGGACUGUUGCCAAAAAAAGAUGGGUGGGUGGGGGGAGGGUUGUGUGUUAAUGUAUGAACUGUAUGUAUGUGAGACGAGAGGGGUACAUGAGCAAACAUCGUCACCUCCCUCUGCCACCCCUUCAGGAGCCGCUGAUUAGAAAGGCUCCCUCCCCCUUACUCCCUUGGAGAGAACAAAACAAGGUGACGAUGGCAGGAUGUAGCUAGGAAUUUGAGGCCUUUUUAAAAAGCAUUUUGUGAAGAAAAAAGAGAGGCAGAAAGGAAGGGGAUUAUCUGACAUCCAGGCUUAAAACCUCUCUCCUUAAAGAGUGACUGAUUUAGAUUUGCAUGGAAGUUUGAAAGGACGUAUGGACAAAAAAAA
Cyclopterus lumpus (lumpfish) is the source of this 1570-nucleotide messenger RNA. RefSeq lists its product as uncharacterized. The transcript is spliced from 4 exons. The record is from RefSeq and is a predicted model, not a curated record. NCBI's taxonomy places the organism in Eukaryota, Metazoa, Chordata, Actinopteri, Perciformes, Cyclopteridae. Bases 493 to 1083 code for a protein of 196 amino acids.